Molecule: messenger RNA, 1082 nt
Organism: Cajanus cajan (pigeon pea)
Lineage: Eukaryota; Viridiplantae; Streptophyta; Magnoliopsida; Fabales; Fabaceae
Product: homeobox-leucine zipper protein ATHB-40
Biological process (GO): positive regulation of DNA-templated transcription
Cellular component (GO): nucleus
Molecular function (GO): DNA-binding transcription factor activity, RNA polymerase II-specific; sequence-specific DNA binding
Source: RefSeq, a predicted model, not a curated record
UCUCUCAAAAAACAUUUCACCCUUUCAAGUAGAACAUCUCAUUCAUCUUGAGAGAGAGAGAGAGAAUGACACAUCUACACCACACCAUGAAUCAUGCACCUAUCGAAGACCACAUGAUGCUCAUCUCACAGCUAUACCCCGAUGCAUUCACUCAAAUGACUCCUCAACAAGGGGAAAACAAGCCAAAACGCAGGCGAAAAAAGAACAAAGGUGGAGAAAACGGGGGUGUGGGCAGCACCAAGAAAAGAAAGCUUAGCCCGGAGCAACUAAGUUUUCUUGAGCAAAAUUUCGUCGAUGAACAUAAACUUGAAUCUCAAAGGAAGGAUCGACUUGCAUUGGAGCUUGGUUUGGACCCUCGACAAGUUGCGGUGUGGUUUCAAAAUAGACGAUCUCGUUGGAAGAACAAAAAAUUGGAGGAAGAGUACUCCAAGCUUAAGAAUGCUCACGAAACCACUAUGCUUGAGAAAUGCCACCUUGAGACCCAGGUGUUGAAGCUCCAGGAGCAGCUUUUGGAGGCAAAGAAGGAGAUUCAGCAGCUCCUAGAACGCGGUGAUAGAGCCCCAAGUAACAGCUCAAGUUCCUCGCACUCACUAUCACAGUCAAUGGAUCAAGUUGUGAACCCUCCAUUUCUUGGAGAGUUUAGCGUGGAAGAAUAUGGUGAUGGUGAUGUGUUCUGCAUUCCUGAGACCCAUUACAUCGAUGGAAUGGAAUGGCUUAAUCUAUACAUGUGAACCUCAACAAAAACUUAGCAUUUUGUAAAUAAUUUUAAUUAUCUAAUGUAAAUUGUUUCCUCUGGUAUAGCUUGCAAGUUGGUGUGUUUGACUAUGAUUUAGGAAGGUCGAUCUAUGUGCCAUUAACAUAUUUUUUCUCUUUGACUCAACUUAGAAUGGUGUUGAUUAAUAUUUAUCAAUUACAUACAAAUUCAAUAAAUUAGUUUAUUGGAGAAAAGUAGGAGAUUAAAACCUCCACUCAUGACUCAUCUCUAUAGAGAGAGGGAGAUAACAAUGUGCCAGUUUUUUUUUUCUCUUCAUAAUCUCUCCUAGAGCCAUGUGAUUAUAGAUAAUAUAGGAUUUGAUCUUCAA